Molecule: messenger RNA, 1656 nt
Organism: Talaromyces atroroseus
Lineage: Eukaryota; Fungi; Ascomycota; Eurotiomycetes; Eurotiales; Trichocomaceae
Product: putative asparagine synthetase
Exons: 5
Coding region: 1-1656 (551 amino acids)
Cellular component (GO): cytosol
Molecular function (GO): asparagine synthase (glutamine-hydrolyzing) activity
Source: RefSeq, a predicted model, not a curated record
AUGUCUGAUUCUAUGAAGCUAAUUUUUCUCUCUCCUCUGCUAGCCUUCGCCAUCGAGGUCCCGAUUGGACCCCUCAUCAACGACGAUGCCACCCUCGCCCUCGCCGUCAACGGAGAAAUUUACAAUCAUCGAAUCCUAAGGAAAUCCCUGGAUCAGCAAUACAACUAUAAAACACAUUCAGACUGUGAAGUUAUCAUUCCACUGUCCUCCUACCGAUUACGCUUCAGUUCACAUUCUGACCGCCAUCACCAGUAUAUGAAAUAUGGUAUUGAUGCCCCUAAACAUCUCGAUGGAAUGUUUUCCUGGGUUCUCUACGAUGCGGUUGAGGACCGUGUUGUUGCAGCCCGCGACCCCAUUGGCGUUACCAGCUUCUACCAAGGCUGGUCCUCCCAGACCCCUGGAGCCGUUUAUUUCGCCUCUGAACUAAAGAGCCUGCACCCGGUAUGCGACAAGAUUGUUGCCUUCCCACCAGGCCACGUCUACGAUUCCAAGACGGACACUAUGAAGCGGUAUUUCGAGCCCACAUGGUGGGAUCCCACAAAGGUACCAUCGACCCCCGUCGAUUAUAAGGUUAUUCGCGAAACGUUCGAGCGUGCAGUUCGCAAGCGCCUGAUGGCCGAGGUCCCCUAUGGUGUGCUUUUGUCCGGUGGCUUGGAUUCUAGUUUAGUCGCCUCCAUCGCACAGCGGGAGACUCUUCGCACCAGGGGUUUGCAGAACGGUUCUUCAGCUGAGUCCGGGCUCGUUGGUAUUGACGACGAGAAUGACUUGUCGACCGUGCCGAUCCUCGCGCAGUUGAACUCAUUCUCAAUUGGUUUGCCUGGAGCACCUGAUACUCAGGCCGCCAUCGAGGUUGCUAAGUUCCUUGGAACAAGGCAUCAUGCCUUUACGUUUACCAUUGAAGAUGGUCUCAAUGCGCUAUCUGAUGUGAUCUAUCACCUUGAAACCUAUGACGUGACCACAAUUCGUGCCUCGACUCCGAUGUAUCUGUUGAGCAGAAAGAUCAAAGCUCUGGGUGUGAAGAUGGUUCUGAGCGGAGAGGGUAGUGAUGAAAUCUUUGGUGGCUACCUUUACUUUCACGCGGCGCCGAACAAGGAGGAAUUCCACGCCGAGACCGUCAGAAGGGUGAAGAACCUUCAUCUCGCAGACUGUCUCCGUGCGAACAAGUCGACUUCUGCCUGGGGCCUGGAGGCCCGUGUGCCCUUCUUGGAUAAACAGUUCCUGGAGACCGCCAUGGGCGUGGAUCCACAAGACAAGAUGAUCACGAAAGACCGUAUCGAAAAGUAUAUGCUGCGAAAAGCAUUUGAUACCUCUGAUGAGCCUGACGUGGCUCCAUACCUCCCGGAUAACAUUCUCUGGCGCCAGAAGGAGCAGUUCAGUGAUGGUGUCGGAUAUGGGUGGAUUGAUGCUCUCAAGGACAACGCCGAAUUGCACGUCACUGAUGAGAUGAUGAAGAACCCUAAGCCUGAAUGGGGUGAUGAUAUUCCCACAACGAAAGAGGCUUACUGGUACCGCACGAUGUUUGACGAACACUUCCCCCCGUAUUGCGCAAGCACUGUCGAGCGAUGGGUACCCACUUGGUCUAAGCAGACUGAUCCCAGUGGACGAUCCUGCAGUGCCAUUUCAACUCACAACGCAAAAUACGAAAAUGCUGUUUAA